Molecule: messenger RNA, 3374 nt
Organism: Xyrichtys novacula (pearly razorfish)
Lineage: Eukaryota; Metazoa; Chordata; Actinopteri; Labriformes; Labridae
Source: the annotation of a GenBank genome assembly
AUGGGGAGGACGACAAACUGCAGCUGGAUUGGGCCUGAGAUCCCUCUGUCAUCACAGUUCUUCAGUGGUAAGGAAGUUUUAUUUACUUUUUUAACGGGAUCAAUGAAAAGGCAGGAAGAAAAUCACAGUUUCAAGCUAUCGUUAAUCCUGCUAAAAUUUGGACAGAUUUUAUGUCUUUGUUAGUUUUCAUAUCCAGGCACACUUAGCUGGACAUACUAUUUAUAAAACUCACAGGCCAUAGUGUGUGUUUUUUCUUGUCUUGCUGUGUGAUCAGCUAUCGAAGAUGAGCUGUGGCUCUUCCUCAUCCCGGCUGGCCUUGCUCUCAUUAUAAUUGGGGUGUUCCUGGAGGAGGUGGGCUUCUUUCUGCGCCACAUCCACUCCUCCAGACGGAAACGGCUCUACCUGUGGAUAUUAGGGAUGUACCCGGUAAAUUCAACAGCUUUGUAUACACUAACAACCUCUUAACAUGAAAGUUAGGAAACCAAUUCGCAUCUGAUCUGUCUGACGGCCUUUUUAUUCCAGGUAUUUAUCACCACCUCUCUCAUAGCCCUGUACGUGCCCCGCUCCUCCUCCCUGUGUAACUUCAUCGCCUCUCUGUAAGUAAAAAGUCUACAUUUUUGUAGGACAGUCGUCACACCUUCACAUGGCUGCUCUUCUAUAAACAUCACUGUGCAGGUAUCACUCCAUCACCUUGCUGAAGUUCAUGGGGCUGAUCACAGACUUCUUUGGAGGAAAAGCUCGAAUGCUCUCGGCUCUGUCUGGACAGCAGGUACCUCCUGACCCGUUCCCCUGCUGCUGCUGCUGCUGCCUCCCUAUGGUGUCCAUCAACAGGUACACAUUAUACACAAGUCUGAGAAACAGACAGAAAUGUUAAGAAUAGCAGCUUUCUGUAACCAGGUGUACUGGAUCUUUAAUGAACUUUUAGGACUGAUGGUUUUAAUUACACUAAUCUUUAUAUCAUUGACAACAUACGCAACACCAUCACCAGAAGUGCCAAGCAACCAAGUGUUGUGCUGUUCACAAAGGUCAACAAGUGUUUCAGUCAUUCCACCUAUGAGGACAGUAGAGGGGAAGAGCUGAGCUUCAGUGCAUCAGUGUUCCCUAGAGAAUGGAGGCUUUAUCUUAGAGGUAGAAAAGGGACUCUCUGGGUCUGAUAGAGUUUGGUAUUUCAUUCCACCUCAGAGGGAUGGCAGGAGAGAAGAGUCUGGUUAUUGUCUAAUAUUACAAACUGUGUAUUGGCAACAUUACUGUUCCUGCUGCUAACAUGUUUAACCUUCACCCCUCUUCUUGUUUGCAGCAGCAGCCGUGGUUGGAUGAUGGCCGCUGUGCUGCAGCUCUCUGUGGUCCGCAGUAUUUUGUUCUUUGUCACUCUUGUUCUGUGGACAGAUGAACAGUACGACUAUGGAGAUGUGAGUCAUUUAUCCAGACUUCAGUCUGUGUUUAUUCUUACAUGAACACUAUUCACCAUCUCUCAGCUCUUCUUCUUGAUUCUUCGGUUAAAGGAAAGUUCUUGACUAAAUCAGUGUUACGCCAAAAUGCUUAAAGAUGUAAAGACAUCAAUCAGACAAUCAAUCUCAGUUUAUUUGCAUGUUUCUUACAACCCUAAUGUAACAUAAAGUGCUGGACAUAAACAAAAAUGAAUAAUGAAAUCAAAUAAGCACCUUGAAAAAAAGUAUAAAUAAAAGGUUCAAUAAAAACAGAAGCUGGAAAACAGAGGGAAUGGUAACUUGUGUAUGUUCUUCACCUUUAUUUACUGGCUAAAAUCUAGGAGAGACGUUUGAUUCAGACCUUUCCUUUCAGCUACAUAUCAGGGAUAUUCAAAAAAAGGCAUUUUAUCACCUUUAAAACAUUGACAGUGUGACAGACUUUCUCUCAAGCCAAUGCAAAGACACACAUUUGUGCUUUCAUCACAUGCAAAACUGACAAUAAUAACCCUCUUUUUUCUGCUCUCCAUUAAAAUAGCAUCACUAGUUUCAGCUGCUUCAAAAGUCAGCCUCAAGAAUGCUCAUGAAGACCAGAAAGAGAGCCCACAUUACACCUAUUUCAAAGCCUCUGCAUGGGCUUUCAGUAUCUUUUAAAACUACUUUAAGACUCUUUUACUGGUUUUUAAAGCCUGUCAUGGCCUUGCACGAACUGAUAUAUCAAAUUUGCUUUUAUUAUAUGAGCUAGUGAGAAUUUUUCUUUUUAUGUACAGAUUGGUGGUUUAGAAGUUUUUAGAGUUUUUCACAUGGGAACUGAUAAACACAACAGUCCUAUAGGUGUCAGUACACUUUAAAUGGAGAGCUUCUGAGGUGAUCAAAAGUGCAAGAUUUUUAUCUUCAGGACGAGAUCAUGAUGGUGGUAGGAUUACUCUGAUAAAGUCUUGCAUUUUGCCAGAACUCACAGCGUUAAGAGAAAGCAUAAGAACUAGAGACUCAAAGUGAGUGGAGGCAAACAUACAACUGAACAUAGAAAAACUGCAAGCUCACAUCUGAAGCUGUGAUGUGCUUCCUAUUAAAAGAAAAAAAGUCUAAUGAUUAUAUACAGCAGACUAAGUUGAAGACCACUUUGUUCUUGUUCACCAGGUGGAUUCUGUCGACCCAAACUUGUAUGUGAAUGGAAUCAUAUGUGUGUCCACCUUUGUGUCCUUUUAUGGCCACCUUCUGUUCUACAAAGCCACCAAAGGUGCUCUACAUGGCUACGGACUGAGAGCCAAGUUCAUCUGCAUCAUCGUGGUGUUGGUGCUGUGCGGCCUCCAGAGUGGCAUCUUGGAGACCAUGGGUGCUCUGGAGGUGAUCCCCUGCACUCCGCCCUUCUCCACCCUCACCAGGUCCCAGUGUAAGUCCCAAUCAUGUACACAAUGAAAGAUUUGUUGCAAAGUUAUCUUUUUUUCAAUUUUAGUUUUCUUAUUCACAUGCUUGGAAAUGCCACUUUCAUUUGUGCAGAGUCUAAGAUGUUGUUUUUUUUGCCCCACCUCAGUGAUCUACCACUACUGUGUGAUUGUUGAGAUGUUCUGUAUCGGCUUAUACGCCCGCCACACUUUCCGAAAGGAGGAGCCGAUCAUAGUGGGGGAUUUGGAGAUGCCACUCAGUGUGAUGGACAAAGCUGUUCAAACAGACGACCUUCAAAGGACUUGUCCUCAGCCAGACCAGCAGUCUGAGGAGGUCUGGCCCGGCCGCUGUGUUUCCAGCGACAGUAACAUGGAAGAGAGUCUGUGCCGGAUAGAGCACGCUCCUCUGGAGGAAUUCCCUUUCCCUCCAACCAGAAGUCAGAGGUCACACAGACCAGAGCCAGAGGAGUUCAGAUCUGCAGUGGAGCCUGAUGCGGAUGUGACUCGCAUUACUGUGAGGGCUGAUAUUAACUAUCAGGACUCUAAGGAUGUCACUGUGGUUUGA